AUGUCUACUGAUACCGUCGGAAAAUUCGAACAAAUGAAUAGCCAUACUACGAGUAAUGAUGAAUUAAUUGCUAUCGAACUAGAAAUAGUUGAAAUCGAUGAUCAAAUAAAUCGACUUCGUCAUCAACGUUCCUGUUUAAUUAAACGAAAGCAACAGCUAAAAGUAACUAUUGAACAAUAUCAACCGAGAACAACAGGAGAUGGCAAUGAACAUUGGCAACGAACGGAUUUUCCUUGGAAUUCAAAAAUAGAUGAAAUGCGUACAGAAAUAUUCAAAAUAGAUUCAUUUCGACCAUGGCAACUUGAAACUGUUAAUGUGACACUUGCAGGUCACGAUUGUAUAUUGAUUAUGCCAACAGGUGGUGGUAAAUCAUUGUGUUACCAAUUACCAGCUGUUAUUUCCGAUGGAAUAACAAUAGUUGUUUCACCAUUGUUAUCUUUAGUUGAGGAUCAAAUGUAUGCUCUUCGAAAAUUAAACAUCGAUGCUCGUUCACUUAACACAUCGACACCACGCAAUGAACAAACAGAAAUACUGCAGAUUCUUGAUGGAAGAAACAGUUCUGUGUCAACAUUAAAAAUUCUUUAUUUAACGCCAGAAAAAAUCUCUAAGAAUAAAUCAAUUAUGGCCAAACUACAAAAACUCUACGAAACAAACAGAUUCUCAAGAUUAAUUAUCGAUGAAGUUCAUUGUGUUUCACAAUUCGGACAUGAUUUUCGACCAGAUUAUAAAUAUUUAUCGAUUUUUAAACGUCAAUUUCCAAAAGUAUCUAUUUUGGGUUUAACAGCUACAGCAACAUUAAAAGUGAUCGAUGACAUUCGAAACAUUCUUAAAAUUCCACGUUGUGUUUUGUUUCGAGCACCAUUCAAUAGAAAAAAUCUCUUCUACGAAGUAUAUCACAAAUCGAGCGUUGGAAAAAAUACUUUAAAAGAUCUUGUAAAUUGUAUUCAAAAUCAAUUUGAUAAGCAGUCAGGUAUUGUUUAUUGUUUAUCACAAAAAGAUGUCGAAGAUGUAUGCUUUGAAUUACAACAAAACAAUAUCAAAGCCGGUUGCUAUCAUGCGGGUCUUUCAGCUACAGCUCGCACACAAAUACAUGAAAAAUGGUUACAAAGCAAAGUUCAUGUUAUCUGCGCAACGAUUGCAUUUGGCAUGGGCAUAGACAAGCCCGAUGUACGUUUUGUUAUACAUCAUUCAAUAAGCAAAUCAAUUGAAAAUUUUUAUCAAGAAAGUGGGCGUGCUGGUCGCGAUGAUCAACAAUCGCAUUGUAUACUCUUUUUCCGAUUUACUGAUGUUUUCCGACUAGCACCUAUGGCAUUUGCCGAUAAAUCAGGAAAUGGUCUUCAAAAUCUAUAUUCCAUGAUAUCUUAUUGUUUAAAUGAAUCUCAAUGUCGUCGAAAGUUAAUUUCAAAAUAUUUUGAUGAAGUAUGGCAAUCGAACGAUUGUAAUCAAAUGUGUGAUAUAUGUAAACGAUCGUCAACAUCGAUAACACAACGCAAUUGUCGUGAAGAAGCGUUGAUUAUAAUUGAUUGUUUAAAUGAAAAUAAAAAAGAACGUUUAACAGCAAUUAAAUUAAUUGAAAAAUUGUCAAUUAAAACAAUGGCUAAACUUGAUUUACAAAGACUUAUUUUACAGUUGAUUGUGGAGCAAUACUUAAAAGAGGAUUUUCAUUUUACAUCGUAUGCAACUACUUGUUAUCUUAAACCAGGACCACGAGCUGAAUAUGUUAAAAAUGAAAAAUGCCAAAUUUUACUUGAUAUUGUUGAAAACGCCAAAAGACCAACAUUGACUACAAAUAGAAAAGGAGCAAAACAAACAGCUAAUAAGAAACUUUCAACAACAACAACAGUUACAGAAGACCGGCCAAAACUACAAAUGGUUACGAAUACAGAACCAGUCGCAAGACCUAUUCGAAGAAAACGACGAAUUUUGGAAUACGAGGAUGAUGAAGACGAUGAUGACAAUGAUACGAAAAAUAUACCAAUCUUAAAAAGAGCGAAUACGUCGUCAAAUGAUAACAUGGAUGCAUCUUAA
Messenger RNA from Rotaria socialis, 2028 nucleotides. Lineage: Eukaryota; Metazoa; Rotifera; Eurotatoria; Philodinida; Philodinidae. The record is from the annotation of a GenBank genome assembly.